Cicer arietinum (chickpea) is the source of this 906-nucleotide messenger RNA. RefSeq lists its product as uncharacterized. The record is from RefSeq and is a predicted model, not a curated record. Lineage: Eukaryota; Viridiplantae; Streptophyta; Magnoliopsida; Fabales; Fabaceae.
GGUUGAAAUUAUAGAUUAUUUAUUAUUUUAAAAUUAUAGGAGAGCUUAGUGAAACAGAAUUCUUCGCUUUCCAACACAGUGAGGAAGCUCAGUAGAGAUGUCUCCAAGUUGGAGGUUUUCAGAAAGGCGCUUAUGCAAUCACUUCAAGAGGACGAUGAAAAAUCCGGAGGAUCACCCAAAAUUGCAGCUAGGUUACAUAGUCAGCCAAGUAUCACUUCCACAUCGCAGCUUGGAGAUGAAGAUGCUUCAUUGCCACCUUCUAGAUCUUCUUCAAUGCGAACCUACACUUCUGAUUCAGGAAAUUAUUCUGCAGAGGAUCGUGAAUCUGAUGGUAGAAAAUCUCAAGUAUCAUCAUCAUCACAUAACAUUCUCUUAGCAUCACAAACUACAACCCCUCGAUUUACUCCUCCUGGUUCACCUCCUAGUGUUUCAGCAUCUGUAUCCCCAACAAGAACAUCUAAACCUGCAUCUCCAAGGCGCCAUGCGGUUUCCCUUUCAAUUGACAGGUCUUCUUCAAUGUUUUCCUCAACUCCUGGAUCAAUGCCAAGCUAUGCAGCCACCGGUUCACAAACGGGGCGAACUCGGGUGGAUGGAAAGGAGUUCUUUCGCCAAGUCAGGAGCCGUUUGUCUUAUGAGCAGUUUGGUGCAUUUUUAGCAAAUGUUAAGGAACUGAAUUCCAAUAAACUAACAAAAGAGGAGACACUAAAGAAAGCUGAUGAGAUAUUUGGGCCAGAAAACAAAGAUCUCUAUACUAUAUUUGAAGGAUUGAUUACUCGCAAUGUUCAUUAAUUUAUCUUAGAUAGAGGAACUUUAAUAAUCACAUAGAAUUAUUCCUACCCUGUAAUACCUGAUUUUUCUCCUGCUUCAGUAUCAUUUUUUAAAUUGAAAUUACAUAUUAAUUAUUAC